GGAGCGAACACGCGCCUCCUCCACCCCCGCGGGCGGGAGCUUCCUCGGCCCCGCGCUCCAGCCGCCGCCCACCCAUCCUUUUGGGAGACGACGCCGACUUGGAAGAGAGCCGGGGCUGCCAGUGGCCCGAGACCUGGCCUCUGGCCCUGACUCUGCGGUGGCCACUCGCACAUCUCCCCAGGCCGCGGUCUGUCUGCUGUAAAAUGGAGGUGGCGGCGUCUGCCCGGCCUGCGCCACGGGGGUCGCGGGCGGGCCCUGCCUGCCUGGACACCGGUUCUCACCCGGCAGCCCGUAGAGCCCUUCAGGGAGCCUUGCCAAGGCUCCAGAAGCACCUGGCGGUUGUGAUAGGCAGCGGGGACCGAGAGCCACUGACCCAGAGGGACUGCUGUCGUGUGCUGUGUUCCCGGCAGAAGGUGCACUUGGUCCAAGGGUAGAAGAUGUCUAUGGAUGUGACGUUUCUGGGGACCGGCGCAGCAUACCCAUCCCCAACCAGGGGUGCCUCUGCUCUGGUUCUUCGGUGUGAGGGCGAGUGUUGGCUCUUUGACUGUGGGGAGGGAACCCAGACACAGCUUAUGAAAAGCCAGCUUAAAGCAGGGAGAAUUACCAAGAUCUUCAUCACGCACCUUCAUGGAGACCAUUUCUUUGGCCUUCCUGGCCUCCUCUGCACAAUUAGCCUGCAGAGCGGCUCCACGGUCACCAAGCAGCCCAUUGAAAUCUAUGGCCCUGCAGGGCUUCGGGACUUCAUCUGGCGAACCAUGGAGCUGUCUCACACGGAGUUGGUCUUCCCUUACGUGGUCCACGAGCUGGUGCCUACAGCAGAUCAGUGUCCUACAGAAGAACUGAAAGAAUUUGCACACAUGAGUAGAGCAGACAGCUCCCCCAAAGAGGGACAAGGGAGAACUAUCCUAUUAGACUCAGAAGAAAACUCAUACCUUCUGGUUGAUGAUGAACAGUUUGUUGUAAAAGCAUUUCGCCUCUUUCACCGAAUUCCCUCCUUUGGGUUUUCAGUUGUGGAGAAGAAGCGCCCAGGUAAACUCAAUGCACAGAAACUGAAAGACCUUGGUGUUCCGCCAGGUCCUGCCUAUGGGAAGCUGAAAAAUGGAAUUUCUGUUGUUCUGGAAAAUGGAGUUACAAUCUCUCCCCAAGAUGUCUUAAAAAAGCCUAUUGUUGGAAGAAAAAUCUGCAUUUUGGGUGACUGUUCAGGGGUUGUGGGUGAUGGAGGCGUGAAGCUGUGCUUUGAAGCAGACCUAUUGAUCCAUGAAGCGACCCUGGAUGAUGCCCAGAUGGACAAAGCAAAGGAGCAUGGCCACAGCACCCCACAGAUGGCAGCAGCAUUUGCAAAGCUGUGCCAAGCAAAGAGGCUUGUUCUGACUCACUUCAGUCAGAGGUACAAACCAGUUGCUUUGGCCAGAGAAGGACAAACAGAUGGGAUUGUAGAACUAAAAAAGCAAGCUGAAUCAGUGUUAGGUUUCCAAGAAGUGACUCUAGCAGAAGAUUUUAUGGUGAUUGGCAUUCCAAUCAAGAAAUGAAGCCAGUGUUCCUGAAUGCAUACCGACAUGUCCAUGAAUAUGUUACUGAACUGACAGUCAAGUUUGUUGUUUUGGUCUAAAAUUAUUUGGGUCUCAGUAAUCCUAAAAAGGAUGGAAUUUCAUUGCUGAAUUGACUCAGCAGUGAGAGGGAGCAAGCUUUUUGAUAAUAAAUCAUUUUCAAAAGAAAAAA
Molecule: messenger RNA, 1719 nt
Organism: Molossus molossus (Pallas's mastiff bat)
Lineage: Eukaryota; Metazoa; Chordata; Mammalia; Chiroptera; Molossidae
Gene: ELAC1
Product: elaC ribonuclease Z 1
Exons: 4
Coding region: 438-1529 (363 amino acids)
Cellular component (GO): nucleus
Molecular function (GO): 3'-tRNA processing endoribonuclease activity
Source: RefSeq, a predicted model, not a curated record